Molecule: messenger RNA, 1706 nt
Organism: Pelobates fuscus (common spadefoot toad)
Lineage: Eukaryota; Metazoa; Chordata; Amphibia; Anura; Pelobatidae
Gene: RIMS4
Product: regulating synaptic membrane exocytosis 4
Exons: 7
Coding region: 358-1308 (316 amino acids)
Biological process (GO): calcium ion-regulated exocytosis of neurotransmitter; regulation of synaptic vesicle exocytosis; regulation of synaptic plasticity
Cellular component (GO): presynaptic membrane; cytoskeleton of presynaptic active zone
Molecular function (GO): small GTPase binding; transmembrane transporter binding
Source: RefSeq, a predicted model, not a curated record
GAGCCGUGUACAAAGACACAGAGACAGACACAGAGACAGUGAGAGACAGACAGAGACAGCGAGAGACAGCUACACACUCUGCCUUCCAUCCAUCAUUACUGGGACCUCCUGUGUCGGAUCUGCCUGUACAAGCUGGCUUGCUGCCUCUGUAAAUGCAACAUCUAUCAGGGACCUCCCGGGGACCGUUGCCGCUGCUCUGUCCAGGGCCACUUGUUGGGGGGCAGCAGGUAACGGGCGCCUUUUCUUUCUCCCCGAGGAACCCCGCCAGCAGCCAAGACGCCUCGUGCCGUGCUCCGAGUGAAGAAUGGGGCGGCCAAACUGCCCAAGCCCCAUCCGGACCCGGCCGGCACCCCGGGCAUGUUCAUGGAGAGGUCACAGAGCCGGAUUAGCCUGUCCGCAUCAUUCGAGGCUUUGGCCAUCUACUUCCCCUGUAUGAACUCUUUCGAUGAGGAAGAUGGGGAAGACGGACGUAAGCUCAAGGGUGCUAUACAGCGCAGUACAGAAACUGGAUUAGCUGUUGAGAUGCCAAGUCGAACUGUUCGACAAGCAAGCCAUGAAUCAAUAGAGGACAGUAUGAACAGCUAUGGAUCCGAAGGAAACCAGUCAGAGAAUGCCUGCUUCUCUGCACCAAUCACAGCCAGAGAUACAGACAUAGAAGAAGGUAUACACAACAAGCUACUGUACAUUGGAGGCAAAGCCAGCUUCGAAUCAACAGACAAGAGAAGCUGCCUCAGCCUAAACUACAGUGGAAUGUGUCUCGCAUCUGAUGGCCAGUUUGGUAACUUCUUGUCUGGGAUGGGUCCAGCUCAAUUUGUUGGUCGCCAGACGUUAGCAACAACAUCGAUGGGGGACGUUGAAGUUGGUUUGCUAGAAAGAAAUGGACAACUUGAAGUUGAAAUUAUCCAGGCACGAGGUUUGACAGCAAAAGCAGGCUCCAAAACUCCACCAGCUGCUUACAUAAAGGUUUACCUGUUAGAAAAUGGUGUAUGCAUUGCAAAAAAGAAGACGAAAGUAGGACGCAAAUCAUUAGACCCUUUGUACAAUCAGGUGCUUGUAUUUACUGAGAGUCCACAAGGGAAAGUAUUACAGGUAAUGGUGUGGGGUAAUUAUGGAAGGAUGGAAAGGAAGCAUUUCAUGGGAGUUGCAAGGAUACUUUUAGAAGAACUGGAUUUGUCAAGCAUGGUCAUUGGCUGGUACAAGCUAUUUCCAACAUCUUCAAUGGUCGAUCCAUCAACAGGUCCUCUUCUGCGUCAAUCUUCACAGCUUUCUUUGGAAAGCACUGUUGGACCUUGCUGUGAGAGAUCUUAAUGGUAAAGGAAUGGACCUCUGUCAUUUUUAUAACAAAAAUCCCACAAUGAAGGAUUUGUUUGGAUCUCUGACCUCAAACGUAUUGCAUGUUUGAUCAGUUGUAAUGCUGGAAGCUGAACAUAACCAAACAACCUUAUGAGAGAAGAAAGAGUGAUGUUUCUCUUAAGUAUGAAAGUUACUCUGGGUGAAUGCCCUGAGAGUAAAAUCAUGCAAAUACCUCUGGUCUCUCUUUGUUUGAUGUCUUCUAUACGCCUAAAUCUGAGAUUGGGAAUAGUUAAAGUUGCAGCAUUAAAAAGGAAGGUAUUUUCAUAGCUUUCUAUAAAGAACUUUUUAAACUUUCCUACUACUAUUGCCUAAUGCAUUUCUCGGAUGUGACUGGAACAAGGUAUAUACAUAAU